AUGGCGCUAUCGCAUCAUGAGUACGACAGUGUCACAGACGCUCUGUCAGAUUAUCACCUCAUCCUCCCAGAUCUCCACUGCGACGCUUUGGACACGACAAGAGGUAUCGAUCCAUUUGACAUCUCUCGAGCAGCAGAUCUUAUACCUCAUCUUAUACGGACCAAGGCAAGGAAUCAUCAUGCGCAUGGGGUAUCUCUCGGGGCACACGCUGCCAUCGCGACCGCUGCUAAAUAUGGAGACGUUACGCGAUCCAUCUUCAUCAGCGGGUACAAUUCUUUUCAACCCCCUACGUGGGCUAAAUCGGUGAUACCAUAUCUUGCUCACGGAGUGGUCAAGCUGGAGGGUGUAGCUGGUGGAAGCGCAGCACCAACGCUUAAGCCGGUCAAACAGGUUGAUGAUGUGAUCUUUGAGCAGAGGACUUCCGGAGAAGCGUUCAAUAAAGGGCAUAUCAUGGAGAGAUUGUUUGCGACGGCGGUGCUACGUUGGAUUGAGGAGAGACCGCUACCAGAUGGCUUUGAGGAGUGCUAG
Kwoniella shivajii is the source of this 528-nucleotide messenger RNA. RefSeq lists its product as uncharacterized. Lineage: Eukaryota; Fungi; Basidiomycota; Tremellomycetes; Tremellales; Cryptococcaceae. Bases 1 to 528 code for a protein of 175 amino acids. The record is from RefSeq and is a predicted model, not a curated record. The transcript is spliced from 2 exons.